AUGGGAGCUCAAACAGGAACCGGGGACUACGUGGAGGAGGUGGUGUUAUUAGAUCAUAUACUGGAAUUAAUAGCAGCUUUUGCAUCACCUUUCAGUAAAGGAAUCAAUGGAGUUAACUUUGCUUCUGGAGGAGCUGGAGUUGUUUCUACCACUCAUCCUGGUUUGAGGAAGUCAUAUCGGAACUUCAUCAGUAACGAUUACAUGGGGGGGUUAACGAAAAAAUGCAGCCAGCAACUCCACGGUCCUGAAGAAUAUCUAGGGAUGGUCGUUGGCAACUUGACUCAGGAAUUGUAUGAGAAAGGCGCCAGAAAAUUUGGUUUCCUAAGCUUGUCGCCAUUGGGAUGCUUACCAGCUCUCAGAGCACUAAAUCCAGGAGGAGGUUGUUUUGAAGCUGCUUCUGAUCUUGCAUUGGCGCAUAACAAUGCUCUUCAACAUAUACUGCAAGACUUUUAA
Molecule: messenger RNA, 453 nt
Organism: Nicotiana tabacum (common tobacco)
Lineage: Eukaryota; Viridiplantae; Streptophyta; Magnoliopsida; Solanales; Solanaceae
Source: RefSeq, a predicted model, not a curated record